Trichoderma harzianum CBS 226.95 is the source of this 921-nucleotide messenger RNA. RefSeq lists its product as hypothetical. The record is from RefSeq and is a predicted model, not a curated record. The coding region runs from base 1 to 921 and encodes 306 amino acids. Lineage: Eukaryota; Fungi; Ascomycota; Sordariomycetes; Hypocreales; Hypocreaceae. The transcript has a single exon.
AUGCGUUGGCCCAGCGAAGUAAGCCUCCUCUUCGGAGUCUUCUCUGCCCUUUUCACGGGGACAGCAACAGCUGCCGAAGAGCAUGUUUGUCAGCCAGGAGGAGCCUCGGUGACCAAUAGUGACUGCAUGGCAGCUGCCUCUGCUCUGCUCAUUGCUUCAACCUCGUGUAAUGGCAAAGUUACUGUGCCCAAGAACGGUAUAGGCGCCAAGCACGGCAAUUGCUGUGCGAUUAUGUCGCGUGAUGCUGGCGACAUUACUCACAGCAUCGAUUACCUAUCUGCAGCAUUUCUGGACAACGUUGUCACCUGCCAGAGGGGGUACACCAUUCUGGACGAUGGAACGCAAGUGCAGACCAAUUUCGAGGCGUGUGGGGUGGUGAAGAUUAUUGGGAGAGAUACCAUUCCCGAUGAGGAGGAGAAGCCAACUCCGGAAUUCAGAGGAAUGACUCGCCGAGCUUUGCCAGAAGAAGCUGAAUUGGCUAAGAGAGGUGCCAUCAAUGUGUGCGGCAGAGACAUCAACGACCUUAUUGAUGUCCCUGGCCUUGCUGCCAAAGGAUUCGAACUUGUUCAAACGACUACUGGUAGCGGCGCGGGUUACAACGUACCAGCCUCAGUCUCUCAGUCGAUAUACUCGCAGCUCAUCUCGCAGUUUGAGCAUCAGGCUAGCGGCGCAGUGUCGAGACUGGCUGGCGAAUAUCUCACUCGCGAACAAUUUUCUUACACAGCAAUGGACCUCGCCAAUAAAGCUGCCAGUUCUUGGAAUACUGUUCGGAAUGGACUGGGCGACAGUGUGAUGGAACAGGUGAUAAAAAAGGUGGUGACGAUUGGAAGUUUAUCCAAGUUCAAGUCUGUCUCAUACGCUCUCAGAUACGCCUCUGGCGAGGCUUUGGUGGAGUUUAUCGUCAAUAACUAUCAUCAAUAA